Pangasianodon hypophthalmus (striped catfish) is the source of this 4665-nucleotide messenger RNA. RefSeq names its product G protein-coupled receptor 4 (gene gpr4). Gene Ontology annotation, cellular component: membrane. Gene Ontology annotation, biological process: G protein-coupled receptor signaling pathway. Gene Ontology annotation, molecular function: G protein-coupled receptor activity. Lineage: Eukaryota; Metazoa; Chordata; Actinopteri; Siluriformes; Pangasiidae. The record is from RefSeq and is a predicted model, not a curated record. The transcript has 2 exons. Bases 1835 to 2959 code for a protein of 374 amino acids.
UUUUACGAACUAUUGUAAUAUUAGGAUCAUUAUUCGAAUGUGUACAAUAAUAUUUGGCUAUUUAUUAGUUCCACAGAGCUUUUUAUUCCUUUUCACUGACAGAACACAUUAGGUCCUAGCUGAUAUUAUUUAUAGUCCCACUUGUUUUUCAGAUACUGAGGUUUAGAUUAAAACCGUUUAAGUCAAGGCACCAGUCAAACAGUCUAAUAAGAGCUUGAUAAUAAAUGAAAUGUUGUUAAUGGAAGGUUUAUUUUGUUAUCUUCAACAAAAUAAAUACAAAAUAAAAUAAAAUCACAGACCCCCUGGCUAUGCCUUACAGACCCCACUUUGAGAACCUCUUUGCUAGACCAUACACAAACAUUUUCUCAUAGCCUGUCAGUAAACACACAAAAUGACCUCAUUUACUUGGUGGUAAGUACUCCACAUGAAACUCUGAUGUCUGAUGUUCUGUGAACAUGGUGUUCAAAAGGUUUUUCACUGAAAAUCAGUGCAAGGAAGUGCAUACACAUGGAAAUACGAAGAGUCAAUCAGAUUGCAACUUUUAACAGAGGCUAUGCAUUAGGUGUGAGGAGCGUCUGAGGCUGACACUACAACAAGCCAAGCUGUGCCUUCCAUAGUUCAGACACUUCGAUAUUUCAGGGUAAAAACUUAGCUAUUUACAUGUAAAGUUUAAGUCAUUCACAUAUUCAUUUGCAGUUUAAAUAAGGCUACAUUCACAUUACUAGGUUGAAGUAACAAAAAAAUCCAAGAUCUGAUUAUUUCUGGAUCUGAUUUUUUUCAAAUCAGACCUGGGCCAUUUUUGUAGUUAGUCCUAGAUUGGAUACAUAUCCAGAAUGUACCCAUGGGACAGGAAUGAGAACGGUCAGAUCAGAGUUCAUGUGGCUAUUUCUCAACACAUAUGCACGUCAUCAUCCAGUGUCGGCAAUGGAGGACAGCAACAGCAGUAACUCUAUUCAAAGGAGGGAAGUGGAAAUUUACUUAAUUACUUGAUAUUUGGGGAGUCUAAGCAAAACUGGAAGGACCCUGCAGAAACCGAGUAGUGUAGUGAAACAGUUGCCCAAAAAAUCAAUGUGUCAGUGCAGUGUAUUUUUCGGGGACAGGUGCAUUCUUGUUAAAACAGAUAUGGGACACAUGGAGUUACAGAUUUUAUCUAUCAAGAUAGACAGGUCCGAUCUGAGCGAAAAUCCGUCUUUUUUUUGUUGAAAAAACCUAAAGUCCUUUAAAAUACUGUAGUAAAGAUGGUCUAAAGCAGUCAGAUGGGAAACCUGAUUGUUCAUCCAUGUACAUUUCAGACAGGUAUAUAAUAUAUGAAAAAAGUCUGGACAUAGAAAAUGACAUUGAGAGAAAGAACAGUGUAUGAUGGUCAUAGCUGAUGGGGCCAAAGAAAAUAAAUCACAAAGCAGUGUUCAGUGAAAGAAGAGAAGGAGACCAUGCUGGGAAGUCCAGCUGUUCCAGGCUGCUACAGGAGCACACCCUUUUUUUACGCCCCACUUGUGCUCAUCUCUCUUGUUCAAUGAUUAAUAAUAGCAUUUUCAAUGUUUUUUACCAUUGAGGCUGGUAAUUCCAGAAUUACUGUAAGAUAGCUUUGGUCUCCUUUCAAACAACUUCAUAACAAAGGUUUUAUGGCCAGCCAUGAAGUGUGGUAGAGACGUGAAACCUUAAGCUCACCAUGCUUGAGCAGCAUGGGCGCAGGAUUUGUGUUUGUGCCACAAUCACAAGCUGAAGAUCUAUGAAGAAGAACAUUAAGGAAUGUAUCACAGAACUGUAAUGUUUUCUUUUCAUACCAAAAUAUGACUUGAUUUGGGACCUUAGACAGCACAACUAUUUCUUGAUUAUGAUAUCAAAUCUCAUAAAAAGUGACGAGAUGUGUAAUGUCUCUGCUUCCUGUAAUGUUGAUUCAAACAUCGAUCAGUUCUUUCAGCCAGUGCUAUACAUUAUUGUUAUCAUCCUUGGCUUCCCGACAAACUGUAUGGCUCUGUGGGCCGCCUACUUGCAGGUGAAGCAAAAAAAUGAGCUAGGUAUCUAUCUGAUCAAUCUUUCCCUGGCUGAUCUCCUUUACAUAGCCACGUUGCCACUUUGGAUUGAUUAUUUCCUCCAACACGAUAACUGGAUCCAUGGGCAAGGGGCUUGCAAGCUGUUCGGCUUCAUUUUCUAUACCAACAUAUAUGUCAGCAUUGCUUUCCUCUGCUGCAUUUCUGUGGAUCGUUAUUUGGCAGUGGCCCAUCCACUCAAGUUUGCCAAAGUGCGUCGGGUCAAGACAGCUGUUUUGGUCAGUGCCAUAGUCUGGAUUAUGGAAGUUGUGGCCAACUCAGCACCACUCUUUCAUGAUGAGCUCUUCGCGGCCCGCUUCAACCGCACCUUCUGUUUUGAGAAGUAUCCAAUGCAAGACUGGGUGGCAGGCAUGAACCUCUACCGCAUCUUCCUGGGCUUCUUGGCUCCCUGGUGCUGCAUGUUAGCAUCAUACAAAGGAAUCUUGAAGGCAGUACGUGGCAAUGUUUCCACCGAACGGCAAGAGAAAGCUAAGAUCAAGAGGCUAGCCCUUAGCCUCAUCCUCAUAGUGCUACUUUGCUUUGGACCCUAUCAUGUGCUCCUGCUGUGGCGCAGUGUGCUCUUUCUCAGCAAUCCCUGUGACUGUCGGGUGGAAGAGUACUUAUUUACUGCCUACCACGUAGCCCUCGCAGUCACCAGCCUCAACUGUGUGGCAGACCCAAUCCUCUACUGUUUUGUGAAUGAAGGAGCUCGCAGCGACGUGAGCCGUGCCCUGGCCACCCUGAUGACGGCCUUUCACCGAGGACAAACCACAGACAUGUUAAUGGGGGGUUCCAUUACUAUAGAAACACCCCUGGCCAGCAAGAAACCAGAUCUCUAUGGAGAGGUCAAAACUAAUUCCUAUAAAACUGAAAUUGAAACACUGAAAGAGGAGUGUCUUCAAAUGACCAAACUUAGUGUUAAAAAGUGAAGCCAUGCAGUACGUAUGUAGGCACACAUAUGUCAAGAGAUCUUCAGGGAGCCUGAGCCUCAAGUUUCCUCACAGAUUAUGUCAACAAUGUUGGCAUUUAAAUAAAUUGUUAAUGUAAAACCCAGCUCCGUGAAUGUUAUACCAGAUGCCUUGUUUAUUACUGUUUGGAUAUUGUAAUUUGCAAUGAUAAAGUUUUCCCGUCCAGAAAUGAGUUAACACCUUACGUACCCCUGCUAACUUAUCUGUUAUAAACACAUUCCUUUAUUUAUAGCUCAUGCCACCGUGAAGCUCAAAGCAAGAUCACCAUGGCAGAGCUCUAGCUGUAACAAGUGUAAAACAAGUGUAAAACUUUUUGCAGUAAAUUAUUACUUCUUCCACGGUUAGACACAGCUUCUUAAGCAUUAAUUAGAUUUUUUUUAAACAGUUUAUACUGCACACACCAAAAUGGUAGUGGUCUUGUAAAAACCCUUUUGUAAAAAUUAUUUAUUGUUUGAGACAAAAUGCAAUUAUCUUGAGAAUCCCAAAAUUAAGUACAGUCAGCAUUUUACAUACUCUAUAAACCUGUCACUGAAAUGCAUUGUAGUGUAUUCUUAAAUCUGAAAUUAGAAACUGGAGUCUCAUGAAGAUAUGAAUUCAUGUGUCCUACCAUUUAUUCUUUGAUCUGGGACACAAAAUUUCAGUUUGAGUACUGUACUGUUACGUGUAACCUUCAGAGCAUUGUUGUGGAAGUAUGUAAAUUAUUUUUAAAGUUUAAAUCAAAGGCAGAUGAAUUUGCAUUUUUUUAAAUUAUUAAAUUUUAAUUUAAAACUACUAAUUUAACAAUUGGUUCAGUUAAUCGGGUCUUUAGAAUCCCCGUCAGGCUGAGAAUCAUGCGUAUAUGGUUAGAGUCGUAAUAAACCUUACAGUUUUACAUUUGAAAUACAAAUAAUAUAUGAAUAUUAUAUAACACAUUAUAUUUAAUCAUAUAUCUCUUAGAAUGUUUCUUUUACAAAGUUCGGACCUAUCAAACUAUUUGCCAUUGGAGUCUUUCAGAGUUUUUUCUAGUAAUUUUAAUGAGGUAAAAUGGCUUUUCAGAGAGGAGAAUAAAAUGUAUGCUCUAUAUAUGACUGUCACAAGCACUAAAUGUAAUGCAUCAGAUGAGUCUUAUUCAUUCCACUUAUUCAUUAAUAAUUGUAUUUAUUGUGGAUAAAGAUAUAUUGAAAAUACUAGAGUUGUAAUGAACAGUAGCAAAACACUGCUGAACUAAUGUUAAAAAUUGUGAUCAAGGUUUUGGAUGUCAAGCUAUUUCUAGGGAUUUUUUUUUUUUUCAGAAAAAAAGAAAAAAGUUUGGGGUUUGCGGUAACUGUUAUGAAAAUGUGAAUAUUCCAAAAGCUAAAGCACCUGAGGAAAUCAAGAAGUGUUAUAUUACCAAGGCUGGUGUAUGCUUGACAUUUGAUGUUAAUCUACAAGUUAUGUAGUUGUUAAAAUACAUGUGUCUUACUGUACACAUACAGUUGUCAAUUGUUUGUCUAUUUUCAGUGACCCAUAGACAUUCAUAAUGAAAUUGCAUCCAAAUAACAGACUUUGCACAUGUUUACAUUCCUGUUCAGAUGCCUUCUCGGAACUUUCCACUGUAAAUCAUGAAUGUCUUUUAUCACUUAAAGGUUUGCAACUGAACAGGGGGUGCCUAAUAUGCCAAAAUGAAAUAAAUUAUGUCCAUUCAAUCA